GCGAAGAUGUGAACCGCACCACCCAGAAACCCUACCGAGAACUGAAAGAUUCUGAGGGACGGCCGGAUGAGGAGGUGGCCUCAGAGUACUGGCAAUCGCACUGCCAGAGGGAGCGCUCCGCCGUGGCGGCGCUCUUCAGCGGCCAGUUCCGCUCGGUGCUGCGCUGCAAAGGCUGCGGCGCGGAGGCCCAAG
This is a messenger RNA of Cladocopium goreaui, 192 nucleotides long. The record is from the annotation of a GenBank genome assembly. NCBI's taxonomy places the organism in Eukaryota, Dinophyceae, Suessiales, Symbiodiniaceae.